AUGAUUAGACCGACUAUGUUGUAUGGUGUAGAGUAUUGGCGUGUAAAGGAAUUCCACGUCCAGAAGAUGAAAGUGGUGGAAAUGAGAAUGGUGAGAUGGAUGUGUCAUACCGGGAGAGAUAAGAUUAGAGGAAAGAACAUAUUGGGGACAAAUGGGAGUGGUCUUCGUGGAGGACAAGAUGCGGGAAGUGAGGUUGAGAUAGUUCGGGAAAGGAUCCUCCUGGAUCGGGAUAGAGUGGUGGCAAAAUCAUGGUACAAUGAAGAAAGAAAUAGGUGGGAGAUGGAUCCUGUGGCUGUUCCCUAUGCUGUGUCCAAGAAGCUUCUUGAGAGUGCUAGAAUCAGACAUGACUGGGCUGCCAUGUAUGUUAUGUUGAAGGGAGAUGACAAAGAGUAUAAUGUUGAUAUCAAGGAAUAUGAUAUGAUUUAUGAAGAUUUGGGAGGUUUUGAUGCCUUGUACCUGAGAAUGCUUGCUUCAGGUAUUCCAACUGUGGUUCAGCUGAUGUGGAUUCCUUUCUCAGAACUGGACUUCCGCCAACAAUUUCUCUUGGUCACAAGACUCUGUCUUCAAUGUCUAAAUGGAUUGUGGACUCUGAGAAUUGUUUCAUGCGGGAGAGACUGGAUUGUGGAGAAAGUUAGAAACAUAAAUGAUGACAUCAUGAUGAUGAUUGUUUUCCCUACCGUGGAAUUUGUCAUCCCUUAUCGGGUGAGGAUGCGGCUGGGUAUGGCUUGGCCAGAGUAUGUCGAUCAAUCUGUUGCCUCAACUUGGUACUUGAAAUGGCAAUCUGAGGCUGAAAUGAGUUUCAGAUCAAGAAAAACAGAUGAAUUGCAGUGGUAUCUCUGGUUCUUGAUUAGAACUGCAAUAUAUGGCUAUGUAUUGUAUUAUGUGAUACGCUUUAUGAAGAGGAAAAUUCCACGGCUUCUUGGUUAUGGACCUUUAAGGAGAAACCCCAACUUACGGAAGCUGCGGAGAGUGAAAGCAUAUUUUAGAUUUAGGACGAGGAGAAUAAAGCGAAAAAAGAAGGCAGGUGUUGAUCCAAUCAGUACUGCUUUUGAUCAGAUGAAGAGGGUGAAGAAUCCCCCUAUACGUUUGAAUGACUUUGCAAGCAUUGAUUCUAUGAGAGAAGAAAUUAAUGAAGUCGUAGCAUUUUUGCAAAAUCCUCGCGCUUUUCAAGAAAUGGGAGCUCGCGCCCCUCGGGGAGUUCUUAUUGUAGGGGAGAGAGGAACUGGAAAGACAUCCCUAGCACUAGCAAUUGCAGCAGAAGCUAAGGUGCCUCUUGUUGAAGUUAAAGCCCAACAGUUAGAGGCUGGUUUAUGGGUUGGCCAAAGUGCAUCAAAUGUUAGAGAGCUGUUUCAAACAGCACGUGAUCUGGCCCCUGUAAUCAUAUUUGUGGAGGAUUUUGACCUCUUUGCUGGAGUCAGAGGGAAGUUUAUCCACACUAAAAAGCAGGACCAUGAAGCCUUCAUCAAUCAACUCUUGGUGGAACUUGAUGGGUUUGAAAAACAGGAUGGUGUGGUCUUGAUGGCUACUACAAGAAAUCUCAAGCAAAUCGAUGAGGCCUUGCAACGUCCUGGUCGGAUGGAUAGGAUAUUCCGUCUUCAGCGGCCUACUCAAGCAGAAAGAGAAAAGAUACUUACGAUAGCUGCAAAAGGAACUAUGGAUGAAGAACUUAUAGAUUUUGUAGAUUGGAGAAAGGUCGCAGAGAAAACAGCUCUUUUGCGUCCAAGUGAACUAAAACUUGUUCCCGUGGCCUUGGAAGGUAGUGCCUUUCGAAGCAAAUUCCUGGACAUAGAUGAGCUUAUGACCCACUGCAGCUGGUUUGCGACCUUCAGCAGCCUUGUCCCGAAAUGGUUAAGGAAGACCAAAGCUGUAAAGCAAUUAAGCAGAAUGCUGGUGAAUCAUCUUGGAUUGACAUUAACGAAAGAGGAUCUAGAAAGUGUUGUUGAUCUAAUGGAGCCUUAUGGUCAAAUAAGCAACGGAAUCGAAUUGCUAAAUCCUCCUCUUGAUUGGACAAUGGAAACAAAGUUUCCGCAUGCUGUUUGGGCUGCCGGUCGGAGUUUAAUUGCUCUUCUUCUACCAAACUUCGAUAUUGUGGAUAAUCUGUGGCUUGAGCCUUUCUCGUGGGAGGGAAUUGGGUGUACUAAGAUCACCAAAGCUAAAAAUGAAGGUUCUAUCAGUGGGAAUGUUGAAUCAAGAUCAUAUCUUGAAAAAAGACUAGUUUUUUGCUUUGGUUCUUAUGUUGCGGCGCAGCUAUUGCUUCCAUUUGGGGAAGAAAACAUUCUUUCUUCAUCAGAGCUGAAGCAGGCACAAGAGAUAGCUACAAGGAUGGUGAUUCAAUAUGGCUGGGGCCCCGAUGAUAGUCCUACGAUUUACCAUCAUGGCAAUUCGGUGACAGCUUUGAGUAUGGGAAACCAUUUUGAAUAUGAGAUGGCUACAAAAGUGGAAAAGAUGUACUAUAUGGCUUAUGAUAAAGCAAAACAAAUGCUACAGAGAAAUCGACAAGUGCUAGAGAAGAUUGUAGAGGACCUGCUCAAGUAUGAAAUUUUGACAAGAAAGGAUCUGGAGAGAAUUCUUGCUGACAAUGAUGGGCUGCGUGAAAAAGAACCAUUCUUCCUUUCGAAAGCAAAUAAUGAGCCUGUGCUAGAUAGUUUCCUCGAUGGAAACGGGAGAGCUUCUUCAAUGGCAUUUCUAACAGCUGCAAAUUAAAUAGGAAUGUCACGUAUCACCUUCUGGCACGUUCAUGCUUGCAGUUGUCCACCGGCUGAUUUGGAUAAGCACAUGCAUUUCUUUAGCCAUUUAUCGAUGUAAAAUGUAGUUUUUUUCCUCCUUUUUAGCUUUUUUAUUUUUUUAUUUUUUCAUUUAUGUUUUCUUUAUUUUUAUUUUAUUUUAUUAAUCUUUUCUCUGCUCUUCAUGAGGAGUAAGAAGAGGGUUUGGAGAAAAAGUAAAUAGGGGUAUGUGCUGGAUCGGGCAGUACUACAGUUUGUAGAUUCAGGCUGAGAAGAGAUGGCAUCCAUUUUUCCUUCUCAUCUUGGAUGAGAUUUUGUUUAUUUUCUUAAUGUCUUUUGCUAAUUUUAGUCUAUGAAUAGUUUGUUUAGUACUAGUAAGAAUCUUUUUGCCUUGCUCUGUACACAAUUACUUGAGAAGCAAUGUCACCAGAAUUCUAUUGAAAUGCA
Messenger RNA from Nicotiana tabacum (common tobacco), 3170 nucleotides. The record is from RefSeq and is a predicted model, not a curated record. NCBI's taxonomy places the organism in Eukaryota, Viridiplantae, Streptophyta, Magnoliopsida, Solanales, Solanaceae.